Rhineura floridana is the source of this 7113-nucleotide messenger RNA. Its product is annotated as cytosolic phospholipase A2 epsilon-like. Gene Ontology annotation, biological process: glycerophospholipid catabolic process. Gene Ontology annotation, molecular function: calcium-dependent phospholipid binding; calcium ion binding. The coding region runs from base 227 to 2641 and encodes 804 amino acids. The record is from RefSeq and is a predicted model, not a curated record. The transcript has 20 exons. NCBI's taxonomy places the organism in Eukaryota, Metazoa, Chordata, Lepidosauria, Squamata, Rhineuridae. Gene Ontology annotation, cellular component: cytosol.
GACAUUGCACUGUGACACUCGUUCCAAAUAACAAAGUAACGAAGCAGGAGGGAGGGAUUCAUAUCGUUUUAGAUGCAAGAGGGUGUGUGGCUCUGAAUCACUUUUGGAACAGCUGUUUAUCCACCUCUGCUGCUUUAAAGUCUGAAAAUGUGUGGGAAUAUUGACAGUCUUACCCUUAGCUGCUAUCAAGAACAUUUGGCCUGUACAAACCUGCACAGAAUAUACAAUGGAAGCAUAUGGUCGUUUAUCAACUCUGGCAGAAGUAUCACCUUGUUAUCUGCUUAAGGUAAGAGUGAUCAGAGCAAGGAAUCUCCGGCGAGCAGAUAGCUUAAACCAUACCGAUUGCUAUUUGAUCCUAUGGCUACCAACGGCUUCUUCUGUACAGUUCCAAACAAAGACUGUUCAAAAUUCUAAAGACCCAGUCUGGAAUGAAACUUUCCAUUUCACGGUCCAGAGUAAAGCCAAGAACAUCCUGGAGCUGGGUGUCUAUGAUGAAGAUGCCUGCCAAGAUGAACAUCUUUUCACAGUGUGCUUUGAUAUAGCUGGACUCCCACUAAAUGAAAGAGUUCUUAUGACCUUUCACUCCAAUCCAAAGGAUCAUGAAGAGCUGGAUGUGGAGUUUGAGUUAAGGAAUGCUUUGAGUGCUCCUGAAACCAUAAUUACAAAUGGAGUUCUUCUGUCUCGCCAAGUUUGCUCUUUGGAAUUUGAUGUGCAGAAGAAAAAAAGACAAAAUUCAAAACAUGGACUAUCCCUUAUGGUGAAAGGAUCCCAUGAAGGACACCAGGAGUAUAGUUUUGGCUCUGACUCUUGCGUGAGACCCUCAUACCAGUCCUCAUUCCACUAUAUCAAAUAUAAGCACCCCGCACUGGAUGUGAAAAUACCGAAGAAGGAUCUAGAUUAUGCCUUUGGUCCAUGUUCCUAUAACAAAGAAAAAAGAUCCCUCAAAGUGGAAAUCAAUUCAAUUCCUACAAGCAAGAAAAUAGUGCUAACAGAGAAUAAUCAAUUUGCAUUGCAUGUGAAGACAGAAGACUGCCAGACCGGCCUAGAUGUGCGCUUGGAAUACGGCCUUUGCACACAGGAGCAAGAUUUCCUGAACAAAAGGAAGAACAUUGUUGCUGGUGCUUUGAAGAAAGUUCUCAGACUAGGAAAGGACUUACAGGACCAUGAGGUUCCAGUAGUGGCAAUUACAACAACAGGGGGCAGUACAAGAUCAAUGACUGCAUUCUAUGGAAGCCUGCGAGGUCUUCAGAAGUUAAAUCUGUUAGACUGUACUACAUACAUAACUGGUUUGUCUGGCACAACGUGGACCAUGGCAAAUUUGUACAAAGAAGCUUAUUGGUCAAAAAAAGAUCUGGAUGAGCAAAUCAAUGAGGUUAAGAGGCACGUGACCAAAAGCAAGCUGGACAGCUUUUCCAUGGAGCGUUUGAAAUAUUACAACAGGCAGCUGCGUCAGCGGAAACAAGAGGGACAAAAGACAUCCUGUAUAGAUCUCUGGGGGCUCCUUAUUGAAUAUUUGUUAAAUGAUGGGAAAGACAACCAUAAACUGUCUGAUCAACAGCAAGCAGUGAAUGAGGGUCAGAAUCCUUUACCAAUCUACACUGCAAUCAACGUGAAAGAGAAGUACAGCACUAUAGAUUUCAAAGAAUGGGUGGAGUUCACACCCUAUGAAGUGGGGAUACUAAAAUAUGGAGCUUUUGUCCGGGCUGAAGAUUUUGGAAGCGAGUUCUUUAUGGGACGCCUGAUGAAGAGGCUUCCAGAGACUCGGAUCUGUUACAUGCAAGGCAUGUGGAGUAGUAUAUUUUCCCUGAAUUUGCUGUAUUUCUGGAAUACAUCUCACAGCUCAGAGGACUUCUGGCACAAGUGGACACAAGACCAAAUAGCUGAUAUUGAUGAAGAGCCUCAUCUACCUACUAGACCACAUGAGCAAAAGACACAUCUGUACACACCCGCUGGACCGCUAUCCAGUGCUUUUAGAAAUGUGCUUACUGAUCGCCUAUCAGUUGCCCAGUAUCACAAUUUUCUCAGAGGUCUUCAGCUCAACAACAGCUACCUAGAGAAUGAUACGUUUCAUAGAUGGAAAGAUACUGUACUAGACUCUUCUUCACCCAAUCAGCUGACCCAAACAGAAGAUUACUUGUCUCUAAUAGAUACCGGAUUCUUCAUCAAUACUAGCUCUGCACCUCUACUGAGAAAAGAGAGGAAGGUGGACGUUAUCAUACAUUUAAAUUACAGUGCGGGAUCACAAUCGUUGCCCCUGAAGCAAUCCUGCAAGUACUAUGCAGAACAAGGAAUCCCAUUUCCAAAAGCUGUGCUGAGUGAAGAUGACAAACAUUUGAAGGAAUGCUAUUUAUUUGAUGAUGUCGAGAAUCUAGAAGCACCAAUAUUAGUAUUUUUUCCACAAGUGAAUGACACCUUUCGCUACUACAAAGCACCUGGUGUAAAACGCUCUGAGUCAGAAAUGAAAGAAGGCAAAGUUGAUGUCUCCAGUAACUGCACCCCUUAUUCUACUUACUCACUGACAUUCAGUAAGGAAGAGUUUGAUCAACUGGUGGAGCUGAGUGAAUACAAUAUUCUGAACAACCAACAUCUGAUCAUGCAGGCUUUGCAUACAGCAGUGGAACGGAAAAAAACACUUAAGUAAUCUUUUACUGAGUCCUUCUCUGUAUGGAAUGAGGUGCUGAAAUGUGGUCCUAAACUCUCUGGGUGUUCUUAAGUCUAAGUGAAUUCAACUUUGGUUGCACCAAAGGGCUGUACCAGAUAAGCCAAGCUAUUUGAUUUGGGGCAGCAACAGAAGUCAUCUUUUUCCGGCACUUGUAGUUCUUUUAUGAAUGACUGGUAUUCUAAAUCAGCAUGUCACACACCUGUAAACUAGACAUCAGCUGUGCUGAUUCCCCAAAGCUGGUUGCUGUGAAUCUAUUUAUACUAAAAGAAUCAAGGAUUAUUACAUUCAUGUCUUACUUAUGGGCUUCCCAUAGGCACCUGGUUAGAAGGGACGGAAUGAUUGGUCACUUUUGGUUCUCUCAGUUUCUCACUAUUCCAAUCUUAAAUCUAAUGGAAAUACUUCAGCAUUUUAGUGUGAAUUUUUCCUAACAAAUACAUGUUUAUAUGCAUUUUUAACUAAUGUGCAUAUUUUUGCAAGCAAUUUAUUCAGAUAUAAUGCAUUUUGUUUGUUAUUUUCACAAAUAUAUUCAUUUUGUGCACACUUUCCCCUAAUAUAUGCAUUUUUGUCAAACAUUGCUUGGUUGGAGAACUGCAUCGUAAAAUUAGGAUAAGUGCUAAUUUCGAAGGAUGGCUGUGUUUUGGUUCUUGUAUUGUUUUUGGAAAGUGUGGAUUUCAUAAAUUUGGCUUUAAAUGUGAACUGAAUUGAAUUUCUCGCCCAUCCCUACUAGUUAGCCACUAUGAGAUCUGGAUGCCAGACUAGAUGGACUUUUGGUCUGAUCCAGCAGGGCUACUCUUAAAUUCUUAACUUAGGAACAUACCAAUUGUCCCCCCAAAAUCAAUAGUAUAGCUCCAAAUCAAAAUCCAAAUUGGUUUCAUUUUUGGAUUUGUUGCUACUGUUGGGGGCUAUUGACAUUUGGAAGCAACUUACAGUGAUCUGCCAGCACAACCCUAUGCAUAUUUACACAGAAGGAAGUCUCACUGUGUUCAGUGGCACUGUCAGGAAAGAGCUUUACCCGUGUAUUUGAUUGUUGCAAAUGAUUUGGAGAAUCUCAAACAAUGAUCAAGAAAAAACGAUAAGAAAUAAUCAAUGGGGGAAAUACGAUUAUUGAUUGCUUACACUGGUAGAAAGGUUAAAUUAAGACCUACUACACACCAUUCAACUUUAAAUAAUUUUGAAGUUCACCACCACACAGUAGGCACGGUUAUAAUGUCUUACUCAUGCCUGAUCAGCCUCGCAGCACAUCUUUUGCCACUUGCGCUCUAGCCGUUGUCCAACCUGUUUCAUUACCCUUAAUUCACUGGUGUACCAAGGUGUGAACCAGGCUUCAAAAUGCCAGAGACAGCACUCAGUGGCAACUGUGUUAAGAGUCCGAUGCAUCUUGUUGUUCCACAGCAUGACAAGAGCUUCAACAGAGUCACCUGCUCUAUCUACUGGAAACUCCCCCAAAGCAUUCAGGAAUCCAGUGGAUUCCAUUAGUCUCCAGGGAUGGACCAUAUUAACCUGUCCACCACCCCUGCAAGGGAGGAUUGGAGCCGUAAGUCUAAACUUCACCAGGAAGUGGUCUGAUCAUGACAAUGGGGUUACAUCCACCUCCCUGUCUCCAGACCACCCCUUCCUCCAUCUGGAGCAAAAACCAAGUUGAGGGUAUGCCCUGCCCUAUGUGUAGGACUGAUGACAACUUGAGAUAGCCCCUUGGUUGUCAUGGAGGCCAUGUAGUCCCAAGCCAGAGCACUAGAGGCAGCAUCAGCAUGGACACUGAAAUCACCCAGAACUAUCAUUCUGGGUAAUUCCCUUAGCUUUAUUCCCUCCCCAAUCUUAGGUUGCUUCCAGAUGGCCCAUUUAAUGACCAUUCAGCCUGACUUGUCUGCAGAGAGAUUUGAUGUUGUAGGCUAUUUAAUGAGCAUUUGCCUUGUUUGUGACACAAUUAGACAAUGGCUGCCUGAAUUUGCAGGGUUGUGAUUAAAUCCCACUCAAAAAUAGUGACCAUCUGGAAGCACCCUUAUUGUUGCUUUGGGUUCUCCUAUUCUCCCCUUAGUGGGGAUGUGACAAAAAUUGAUCCAGUUUGCAUUUAAAGGCAUAUCUAUUUAAUUCACACUUUUGAAACAAUAUGCAAAUUGAAACCCAGCCAUUCCUUUUGAAUUCACACCUUUCAGAAUUUUGCAAUGCAGUUCAAGUAAAGUAUGCAAAAAUGCAAUUGCAAAAAUGCAUAUAUUGGGGUAUCGUUCCAAUUUUAGUAUAUGUGCUGCCGAAAAAUUAUAUAUUCAUGAAAACAAGAUACAGCACAUUAUAUUAUGGAAAAUUGCUUCACAAAAUCAAGUACAUUAGGAGAAAAUUAUACUAAAAUGCUGAUGAAUUUUCAUGAAACUCAGAAAGUAGUGCUGGGAGACUUCUGCUUGACCCCCUGGCUGUUGGCCUACGGGGUACAGCAGGGUUCCAUUCUGUCUCCCAUGCUCUUUAACAUUUAUAUGAAACCACUGGGAGAGGUCAUCUGGAGAUUUGGAGUGCAAUGUCAUCAAUAUGCUGAUGACACUCAACUCUAUCUCUCCCUACCACCUGAUUGCAGGGUGGGAGUGCUCGUCCUAAACCGGUGCCUGGAGGCUGUGAAGGGCUGGAUGUGGGCUAACAAACUGAAACUUAAUCCAGACAAGAUGGAAGUGUUGCUGGCCAAGGGGAAAACUGUCCCAGGGAUAGGGUUGCAACCUGUUUUGGAUGGGGUUGCACUCCCCUUGAAGGAGCAGGUCCACAGUUUGAGAGUUCUUCUGGAUCCUGCCCUGCUGCUGGAAUAUCAGGUGACUGCGGUAGCCAGGAGUGCUUUUGGCCAUCUCAAAAUUGUCUACCAGCUGCUUCUGUUCCUGGGAGCAGUUGACUUGGCCACAGUGACACAUGCAUUGGUGACAUCGAGGCUUGCUUACUGUAAUGCACUCUACGUGGGGCUGCCUUUGAAAACGAUUUGGAAACUACAGUUGGUCCAAAAUGCAGCAGCCACAAUGUUAACGGGAGCAUAGCACAGGGAGCAUAUCACCCCUGUGCUUUAUCGAGUCCGCUGGCUCCCAAUUUGUUUCCGAGCCCAAUUCAAAGUGCUGGUUUUGACCUUUAAAGCCCUAAAUGGCCUUGGACCAGUGUACAUAAGGGACUGCUUACGUCCAUAUGUUCCUACCCUGGAUUUAAGAUCAUCUGCCUCUGGUCUCCUCUGCGUGCCUGGAAAGAAAGAAGUUAGAUUGACAGGUAUGCGGAAGAGAGCCUUUUCAAUUGUGGCUCCCAGACUUUGGAAUUCCCUGCCCCAAAAAGCCUGCUUUGCUCCCUCCCUGAUGGUCUUCCAGAAACUUGUAAAAACUAUUUUGUUCCAGAGUGCCUUUGGUUGGGACUGACGGGUCAGCCUGACACCGUUUUAAGUUUUUUAUCUUUUAUUUUUAUUUUUUAAGUUCUUUUAUUCUCACUCUCUUAUAUGUGUAUGCACAUAUAUACAUGUAUGUAUGUUUUUAUGGCUGUGUAUGUGUAUGCAUAAUGCAUUUUAUGUAUUUUAAUUGUAUUUUAUGCAUUUUAAUUUACUGUAAUGUUUGUGUUUUUAUUGUGUAUUUUACUAUAUAUGUGUGCUAUUUUAUUGUAGCCGUCCUGAGUGCCCUAUUGUAGGGUAGAAGGGUGGGAUAGAAAUAUUUUAAAUAAAUAAAAUAAAUAUACUUUCUAUUUCAAGAAAUCCCUAUGCGGUUUUCAUGCUGCUAGAUUCCCAUCAGCCACAGUCAGCUUGGCCAAUAGUCAGGAAUGAUGGGCGUUGUAGUCCAACAAUAUAUCAGCUAGCCCAGGUACACAGCAUGAAUCUGUGCAGAAAGUCAAUGAGACAUAUUCUCUCUCUUCCCUGCACAUGCUGUAAGGAUGGCAAAUCAUUCAAGGCAAUUUAACUGCUCUGCAGAAAUUUCACAGCUCCAUCAAUUGGUGACCGAAAUCAGUAGCACAUCCAAACUUGCAAGUACAACAAUAAAUUUUGCUCUGUGGUUAAGUUCACAUAUGAAGGCAGGCUCCUCUUAUGUGUGAAACUGCCUUGCUAGAUGCUUUAAGGGAAUAAAAAAACCACAUACACACUUAUACUGAGUACUACAUGUGCUCUAAUCAUUGCCCUGUUUGACAGGCAUUAAUUAAAUGAUGUCCCAGUUACAGCCUGCUGUGAAGUGCCAAUGGCCCAUUUAGGGAGUGAGAAAUGGGAUCCAGACCCUUUUCGGUUCUACAAAGGCAACUGGCGCCAUCAAGAACUCUGAGCCAUCAAAUGCAGUGAUGUCUAUGCAAAUUAUAUAUACUUUUUCAAAGGUAUCCAUAACAAAAUGUUGAAAUUUUGAUGAGUCACAGAAAUGCUGCCUCUGGAAUGCAGCCCUCAAUAUAUUAACAUUUAUCACUAGGUAGUUUUGUACUUUUCUUUUAUGUAAACUUCCCUGGGGAUUUCUAUUGAAAUGGAUUUUUUA